Messenger RNA from Anopheles merus, 999 nucleotides. Its product is annotated as coiled-coil domain-containing protein 43. The record is from RefSeq and is a predicted model, not a curated record. NCBI's taxonomy places the organism in Eukaryota, Metazoa, Arthropoda, Insecta, Diptera, Culicidae. Bases 115 to 750 code for a protein of 211 amino acids. The transcript has 3 exons.
UCAACAAAGACAAUGUGUGUGUGAGCCGAACAGAAGUUCACACAAGUUUUCACAAAAUAUCUUGCAGGACAUUGAAUUGAAAAAAGAAAAUCAGCGGAUAUCCUGAAAUAGUUUAUGUGCAAUCCUGCCGACGAAAUGGCUGCGGUGGACGAGUUCAAUAGUUGGCUUAGCUCGAAGCUGCGAGCAUCGAAGGCGGACGUGAGCGUAUUCGGUUCCUACAUUACCGGCAUCCUGGAAGGGGACGAGAACAACGAGGAAAAGGUGGAAGCUCUCGAAGGCAUCCUGGGCGCUAUCAUUGAAACAGAUCUGGAACCGUUCAUCAACGAAAUCCUGGACAAGUGGAACAUUUGCCACAGCCAAGAGUCGGCCGGCGCGUCGAAACCCAAACUAGACGUGGAGGUUCAAUUAGCCAAGCUAUUGGAGGGACAAAAGCUAGCCACUAAAGUCGAACGAGAGUACACCGAGGAGGAACGUCGGAUCAAGGAACAGAUACUUAUGCAAUACAGUCAGCUCUCAGAAAGUGAACCAGACGAAGAGGACGAGGAAGGGGCGACCAGUUCCGAUCCGAAGCUGGUGAAAAAUACAAACUUUGCCGACGUGCAGGCACUGGCCCGGGAAAAGCGGGAACAGGCGAAGCUAGAAAGUCAGUUGAAAAAGGAGAAGGACAAACAGGACCGGGAGAAGCAGCGCCAGCUGCGCGAGGAGAAAAAGGAAAAGCGCAAAACCGUCAAGGGCGAACGCCGGCGGUAGCGCCCUGUCGCUGGAAGCGAAGGAACGGCAGACCGAUUCCUACCGAUUGUUUCGUUUGCUCUGCGUGUGUCGACUGGUUGUCUGGUUGGCGGCUGGCACCUUCUCCUCUGUGCAGGCAACCGCAAGCCACGCCAUGUGCGAUGUUCAGCAUAAAGCGCGAAAUAUCUGCUCAUUGCUCUAACUUUACAAAUCCCUCCUACAAAAUAAACGCAUAGCCAAGCGGUGCAUUUGAAGCAAAUGCCCACGGAA